AUGCGCGACACAUUAUCAUCGGGCCGGGGCCAAUCGGGUAUCUCCCGCGGCAUCGCGAAACUUCCGAGAAUCGUGCAAAUGACUGAAGACGAAAAACGGAAUUUCUUCACCCUUGCAUCUUCACGGGGUCCAGGCAAGCGACAAAUUAAACCAAAUGCUAAUAUUUUGCUCGAUACCAUUCCACUUACCGACAGUGAUGAAGAUGAUGAUUUCAUUGCUGGAAGAACUGGUGAUGAGUCGUCGCCUAAUUCGGAUUUAUCAAGCAGCGAGGGCGAUGAAGAGAAAGAUGAAAAUGACGAUAAUGCACAAACUUCAAAUUCGAGUGAGUCGGACUUCGGACCUGAAAAACACGAGAAUGAGGAUGCGAAAUCAGAAUUCAGUGUUACAGGUGCAAAUGGUUACAAUAUUCAGCCAGGUCAGUUGAUCUGCACGUUGUGUCUAAAUCAGCGUGCCGUUGUGCGCAAUGAUGAAGUCAUUCAGUGCGAUAAGUGUGGAGUGGCAGUGCAUGAGAAUUGUUACAUUACCGAAAAUGUGGGAGAUUCCGAGAGCGACGGUUCCAGUUCAUCAACCGAACCAUGGUUUUGUGAAGCAUGUUUGUAUGGUCUCAAAGAACCGCCAUAUUGUGAGCUGUGCCCAAAUAGAUUUGGUGCUUUCAAAAAAGCUG
Acanthocheilonema viteae is the source of this 664-nucleotide messenger RNA. Lineage: Eukaryota; Metazoa; Nematoda; Chromadorea; Rhabditida; Onchocercidae. The record is from the annotation of a GenBank genome assembly.